Epinephelus fuscoguttatus (brown-marbled grouper) is the source of this 1373-nucleotide messenger RNA. RefSeq lists its product as uncharacterized. The record is from RefSeq and is a predicted model, not a curated record. Lineage: Eukaryota; Metazoa; Chordata; Actinopteri; Perciformes; Serranidae. The coding region runs from base 12 to 1358 and encodes 448 amino acids. The transcript is spliced from 2 exons.
UUGGCUUUUGGAUGAGUGUGCGUCUGACGUCAGCGCGUAGGAAGUGCUCUGAGGCAGGAAUAGUUUGUUUACCGUCUCCCACCACAAUGGAUCCACGGAUUCACUCCAUUCCACUGGCACUACUUUGGCUGCGCCUCCAGCAACAGCAACAACAACUACAAUCGCAAUACGCAAGACUAGUUCGAGUCAAACAGAUUCAUGUCCUGAUGCGCUUGCAUUUCCGACGUAGACAGGCAAGAAGGCGAAGAAGGCGAAGACUGCGAGCUAGCCUGCAGGCAUUAGCAGCGUUCCGGGGGAGGCAAACAAGGAACAUUUGGGUCAAACCACGGUGUCAUGAAUGGUGGCAGCAAGUGUGUGACAGCUGGACAGAAACUGAUUGGCAGCGGAACUUCAGAAUGACAAGAGCUACCUUCAAUGUACUGUGUAACAUUCUUCGAGGACAGCUAACCAGGCAGGAUACCAGAUUUCGCAAAGCGGUAUCAGUGGAGUUGCGUGUGGCAAUCUGCUUGUGGAGGCUCGCAACCAAUCUCGAGCUCAGAUCUCUCUCUCACCUCUUUGGUGUGGGAUUGUCAAGUGCCUGUUCCUUCACACAAGAAGUUGUCAGUGCCAUAAAUGAAAUCCUGGCCCCACAAUACCUCCACACACCUUCAGCUGCUGAACUUGAAGGAAUCGUCAGAGGAUUCCGUGAGAGAUGGAAGUUUCCACAGUGUGCUGGAGCUGUGGAUGGAACUCAUAUUCCCAUCCUGGCACCACCUAACAACUCAGCAGAUUAUUACAACCGUAAGGGGGUCUAUUCUGUUAUCCUCCAAGGUGUUGUUGAUCACAACAUGAAAUUUUGGGAUGUAAACAUUGGCUGGCCGGGGAGGGUUCAUGAUGCCCGUGUGUUCUCAAACUCGUCCCUUUACCAACGAGGACAGAAUGGAACACUACUGCCAGGAAGGAGUGAAACCAUACAGGAUGUGGAUGUCCCUCUAGUUAUCCUAGGAGAUGCCGCAUAUCCACUGCUGCCAUGGCUAAUGAAGCCAUACCCAGAGGGCAGAGGGACAACACAGGCACAAGCGGCUUUUAACACCUGCCUGAGUCAAACCAGAAUGACAGUGGAGAGGGCUUUUGGAGUCACAACGAAGAGUACAUCUGUGAUGAUGAAGAUGAUGAACAUGAUGGGAGACCAGACCCUGCUGACCAUUACAUUGGCGGUGACAGUGGGAAUAACAUCAGGGAUGCCUUGUGUACUUAUUUUUCUACUCUCUAGUUUGAGCAUAAUUCACAGUUUGAGCGUGUUUAUGUUGUUUGAUAUUUCUGUGUUCAGAAUUACACAAGUGUCAUAUUGUGCUAUGAGACACAGCCCUCAGGAAUAAAUAUUUUUGUUUACC